AAGCGUAGCCAGUCUGAGCUACGGGCCGGAUCGCUCCAUGGAACGCCGCCUGCGGCAGCGACAUUGCGGCGACCUACCCGAAGACGUGCUCGCCGACGUGCUCCGCCAUCUCCCGCCGCGCUGCCUCGCGGUGUCGCGCUGCGUCAGCAAGGCCUGGUGCCGCGCCAUCGACGAGCGCCGCCUCCUGCGCCCAGACCUGCUCCCGCUCUCGCUCGCCGGCAUCUUCAUGCACUUCGACGAGCACACCUUCCCGGAGUUCUUCUCCCGUCCCUCCUCUUCCAAGAGGAUCAACGCCAAGCUCGACUUCUUGCCUCCCCUCAAGGAUCCCAAUAUGGACUACUAUGUCUCCAACCACUGUAAUGGUCUCUUAUUGACCAGCACAUGCGUGAUCAACCCUGCCACGCGACGCUGGGAUCCUUUGCCUCUGCUUAGGCCUUUCUUCGCCGAUCCCAUGGGGCUCACCCGUGUUUUCGGUUGGUAUCUAGCUUUCGAUCCCACCGUGUCGCCACACUACCAGGUGUUCAAGGUUCCCUAUUUGCCCCCGAAGCCUUAUAAGCCCGGAGAUUAUGGCUACCGAGGUCCUCAAGAUUAUGUAGAACCUUUGGUGGAGAAAUCUGAAUGGCCGCCGGCUCCAUGCAUCAUGAAUGUCUUCUCGUCAAGGUCGGGCCACUGGGAGGAGAGGUCUUUUGCCAGAGAAGGUAAUGCUGCAGGGAUUGUUGCUGAGGUGCGACAAAGGUGGCUCUUUGGUGCCGUCUACUGGCGACAAGCACUUUACGUGCACUGCCAAAAUAAUUUUUUCAUGAGGAUAUCCUUGUCUGAGGAUAAGUACUGUGUGAUUAAACCACCGAUGGAUAUGGAUAUCAGGGUGUAUUCUUAUCUAGGAAAAUCCAAAAAGGGGGUAUACAUUGCAUCAUUCAUUAAGGAUGUCUUUCGAGUUUGGAUCCUAAAUGAAUCGUAUGAUCAGACAAAGUGGGUGUUGAAGGGUGAAUAUGAUCUUAAGCGUGUGCAAGCGUUUGAUAAGGAUGUUCAUGGUCCCUGGGUCUUAGAAGACAUCAACUAUGAUUUAUUUGGUUCUCGGCUUCCAAAAUCCAACAAGAAAGUAAUAGUUGAACAGUUUGAGUGGAACUCAGAUAACGAUGAUGAUGCUGAUGACAAGAGUGAGGUUGUCGGAGAAAACAACUAUGGAACACUUCGUUCACAACUUCCGGAAGUCAACAAGAAAGCAAUUGUCCAAGGGAGAAUUGAGCGUGAUAACGAUGAUAGUGAUCUUCUUGAUGAUAACGGAGACGUGGUUGGAGAGCGUCACAAUGCAUGCAACGUACUCGGAUUUCACCCCUACAAAGAGAUUCUCUUCUUAAGCAGCUUCAAGGAAAGGGAGUGGAAGGCUACAGUGCAUGCAUAUCAUUUGAAUAGCUCACGGGUGGAAUGCUUAGGGAACAUCUGCCCAACGCAAUACCAGCAAAUGGAAGACCAAUUACAGGAGGAACUAGGGGUACAAGGAUAUUUUCCAUACACGCCAUGCUGGACCGGUGACUAUCCUAGAAACAAAUAAAGCAUCUAGCGGUACACUACUAUUGUUAUUUAGUAGGUUGCUUUGGUUAUGUUUACUUCCUAGAGAUAAAUUGAUCGUUAUUGUUAUGCCGUUAGCUAGCGGUACACUACUAUUAUUACGAAAUAGCUAGAUUCUCGUGUGAAUCA
This is a messenger RNA of Triticum aestivum (bread wheat), 1698 nucleotides long. RefSeq lists its product as uncharacterized. NCBI's taxonomy places the organism in Eukaryota, Viridiplantae, Streptophyta, Magnoliopsida, Poales, Poaceae. The coding region runs from base 38 to 1552 and encodes 504 amino acids. Gene Ontology annotation, molecular function: protein binding. The transcript is spliced from 2 exons. The record is from RefSeq and is a predicted model, not a curated record.